Molecule: messenger RNA, 2167 nt
Organism: Sarcophilus harrisii (Tasmanian devil)
Lineage: Eukaryota; Metazoa; Chordata; Mammalia; Dasyuromorphia; Dasyuridae
Product: zinc finger protein with KRAB and SCAN domains 2
Source: RefSeq, a predicted model, not a curated record
AGUUACCUUUCUUGCAGAUACCCAAAAACUACUAAUCUUUUAGGUCUUGGCUCCUACAAAGCCUGCUUAUUUGGCAGUUUCUCAAGUUACACCCUUCAGGCAGCUUGAACCAGUUAAACUAGAUCCUUUCAGCUCUGUGGAGCUUAUUGACAACCAGCCGUCUGGUUUCCUAGGAAACAAAAUCUUGGCUAGAAAUAGUGAAUCAUUUCCAGGUCACUUUCAACAUGGAGAGUGGAGCAGGAAAGCAUUGGACUGAAGAAGAGGUUAAGGCUUUGCUAACUGUCUGGUCAGAAAAAAACAUAAGAAAACAACUUUACAGAACAUUAAGAAAUAAAGGAAUAUUCAUCCACAUUGCCAAAAGACUUCAGGAAAAAGGCAUUUUUAGAGACUGGAAACAAUGUCGGUCAAAGUAUAAAAACCUGAAAUAUGAAUACAGGACAGUUAAACAUGCCCACAACUCUGGGGAUGGCUCUAAAACUAUGAAGUUCUUCUGUGAGCUGGAUGCAAUAUUACAAUAUGAACCUGUGUCACAAUUAACAGAGGAUGAAGACAGCAGGGAUCUGGCAAGUGAAACCCAGCUGGUCACAAGUUCAGCCUCAGAAAACAUCAAAGGUAAAAAAAUAUAUAUAUUCCUCCUAUAUUUUAUUUCUAAUAAUGAACCACUUGUUACAGGUAAACCAACAUCAAUACUGGAUUCUAAUAAUCCAACAUUGAUUCCAAGUGUAGCAAAUGAAGGAGGGAAACACUGGACUAUAAAUGAAGUCAAGGCUCUUAUAGACAUUUGGUCAGACAAAAACAUUCAGAAACAACUGGAGGGAACCAUGAGAAAUAAAAGAAUAUUUGAACAAAUUGCUGCCAAACUUCAGAAAUUUGGUAUAGACAGAGACUGGAAGCAGUGUAGAACAAAAUAUAAAAAUCUGAAACACGAAUACAAGAUUGUAAAAAAUUGUCAAGAUUUGGGCACAACUAAAAGUAUGAAAUUUUUCACCGAGUUGGAUGCUAUUCUGGGACAUACUUCAGAACAAUCGCAAAAACUGGAAAACAAAGAAAGCCAAAGAACUACAAAACAGACAAAUAUAAAAAUGGAAAUCAGCAAUAGAGUAAUUUCUGAAGAUGUAGCUGAAGAUUCAAUUAGCUACAAGUCUGAAGAUCUAGAACAAAUAUCUGUAAAAAGAAAACAUGAUAAAGUUCAAAAUCCAAAUAAAGAAGUUAAAAGAGUUAAAGGUCCAAGAGUUACACACAUAAAAAGAGAAAGUCUAGACCUGGAUGAAGAUUCCUUAAGUACUAUUUCAGAAGAUCUGGGUGGCCCAAUAGAACCAGAUGAAGUAAAUAGGCCAGAUAAUCAUAUCCCUUUGGAAGAUGCUCAUGAUCAUUUAAAGAUCAUCACAGUAAAUGAUGCUGAGGCUGGAAAGCACUGGUGUGAUAAUGAAGUCAGAGCACUGAUAAAUAUAUGGUCAGAUGAAAAAAUAAGGCAGAUGCUGGAAGGGGCAACAAGAAACAAAGAAAUAUUUGAGGAAAUUGCUAGAAGGCUAAUGAAGUUUGGAAUAGACAGAGACUGGAAGCAGUGUCGUACAAAAUACAAAAAUUUAAAAUAUGAAUAUAGAGUAUUGAAAAAGAAAACUAAUCACCUUAUUGAUAACCCUAAAAGGAAAAUGAGGUUUUACGAAGAAAUCGAUUGCAUCCUAAGGCAACAGACCCUCGGAACACACAGCUGCAAAAACAACUCUAGUCUUAUAUCAGAAUCAUUUGAAGGUCAUGCCAUGAAUGCAGAAUCUUUGAACAAGAGAAAGGCACAUGAAGAUGGUAAGACCUUUAGAAAUACCAAUUUUUAGUAUAUGUUUUAAAUUAAAACACAGCAGUUUCCAAUGUUUUUGCCUUUUAUAACUAAGAUGCUUAUUUAGAUCCUUGAAAAACUAGAUUGAAUAUAUUGUUUCCAAGCUUGAAGAGCAGUGGAUACUGUUGAGAAAUAUUAAGAAUGAGAGUAAUGUCUAUAAUGAGAACCAAAAGACAAAUAAUUUUCUUUAAGAUGCACACCAUCAACAUAAUUAGAAAUAAAAUAAGAUGAUACUAGGAUGAUAAAAAUCACUGAGGUCUGAAGAAAAAUCACAAGCUAAGCAAGUCUAAGCAAGUCUACUAGACUAGAUUUUUAAAAAAUGUGAACCAUAAA